Molecule: messenger RNA, 15165 nt
Organism: Paramormyrops kingsleyae
Lineage: Eukaryota; Metazoa; Chordata; Actinopteri; Osteoglossiformes; Mormyridae
Gene: pleca
Product: plectin a
Biological process (GO): wound healing; intermediate filament cytoskeleton organization; hemidesmosome assembly
Cellular component (GO): hemidesmosome; intermediate filament; perinuclear region of cytoplasm
Molecular function (GO): cadherin binding; structural constituent of cytoskeleton; structural constituent of muscle
Source: RefSeq, a predicted model, not a curated record
UCCUUGCUGAGGAAGAGGCGCGGCCAGCCAGAGCUGACGUGUGCUGAGGGAGGCCUGGGUCGCACUCAGCUGGCGCCCAUCUGCUCACGCUGCCUCCUCAGCUAAGGCAGUGCAGCCAGAUUGAUACGGGACUCAGCGUAGUAGAGAGAGAGGAAGGACCAUAGAGAGAGAGAAACACAGGGCAGGGGUAGAAACUAAUGAGAAAGAGAGCGAGGGAGUGAAAGUGAGACAGACAUCUGUCAUAAUGGCGCCCGGCACUGACUGGGUCUUUUCGGACCCAGCGGCAGCUCGCUUCUUCUGGGUGCUGUCCCUCAUACUGGCCACCCUCCUGGUGUGGGCUGUGUUCUUCUGCUGUGCUGCCUGGAAGCACGACUCCGCAUUCCUCGGGGAUAGACGACUCACAGAAAUGACUAAAUCGUCAAAGAAGAAGCAACUAAGCCAGAAGAAGAAGAAUCCAAAGCCAAAGGGCAGCCUACCUGCACCUGUGCCGUCCCAUGACACAGAGCCGUCUAUGGGAGAAGAGGCUUCGGCUGCCAUGAAACAAUGGAGCAAAAAAGUUCCAAAGCCAGUGAAAAUAUUGGAACCAUCGGUUAGAGCAGGCAAACACAAGACCAUGUCAGAGGUUAAGGAUAGGAAGAAUGGCCAGCAGGUGGCGGAGCUGGGCCCUGGUGAACGGGGGGGCUCCCCGAAUGCUGGAGACACCCUGCCCUGGAACCUAGCUAAGCACCACAGGGUGAAGCGCUCCAAGUCCACCUCAGGGGACGUGCUGGACCCCGCAGAGCGGGCUGUCGUGCGCAUAGCAGAUGAACGAGACAGGGUGCAGAAGAAGACCUUCACAAAAUGGGUCAACAAGCACUUGAUGAAGGCUCAGCGACAUAUUUCUGACCUGUACGAAGACCUCCGAGAUGGACACAACCUCAUCUCCCUGCUGGAGGUGCUGUCUGGGGAGACGCUGCCCCGAGAGAAAGGCCGCAUGCGCUUCCACAAACUGCAGAACGUGCAGAUUGCACUGGACUUCCUUAAACACCGACAGGUCAAGCUGGUGAACAUAAGGAAUGAUGACAUUGCCGAUGGCAACCCCAAGCUGACCCUCGGGCUCAUAUGGACCAUCAUCCUUCACUUCCAGAUCUCUGACAUCCAAGUGAAUGGGCAGUCAGAUGACAUGACCGCCAAGGAGAAGCUCCUGCUUUGGGCCCAGCGCAUGGUGGAGGGCUACCAGGGCAUGCGCUGUGACAACUUCACAGUCAGCUGGAGGGAUGGCAGGCUCUUCAAUGCCAUCAUCCACAAGCACAGACCCCAGCUCAUCGAUAUGAACAAGGUGUACCAGCAGACCAACGUGGAGAACCUGGAGCAGGCUUUCAACGUGGCUGAGAAAGAACUAGGGGUCACACGCCUGCUGGACCCGGAGGAUGUGGACGUGCCACAUCCCGAUGAGAAGUCGAUUAUCACCUACGUCUCCUCCCUGUAUGAUGUCAUGCCACGCGUGCCUGAUGUCCAGGAAGGCGUCAGAGCCAAUGAGCUGGAGCUGCUCUGGCAGGAGUACCACGACCUGGUUACCCUCCUGCUCCAAUGGAUACGUCACCACAUCGUUGUCUUUGAGGAGAAGAAGUUCCCUUCCAGCUAUGAGGAAAUUGAUAUUCUGUGGCGACAGUUCUUAAAGUUCAAAGAGACGGAGCUCCCAGCCAAGGAGGCCGACAAAAAGCGCUCCCGGCACAUCUACAAGUCCUUCGAGGGCGCUGUGGAUGCCGGCCAGGUCAAGGUACCCCCCGGGUACCACCACAUUGACAUAGAGAAGGAAUGGGGCCGUCUGCAUGUGGCCAUCCUGGAGAGAGAGAGACUUCUCAGGACAGAGUUUGAGAGGCUGGAGCGCCUGCAGCGGGUUGUCAGCAAGGUCCAGAUGGAGUCCGGGGUGUGUGAGGAGCAGCUGAACCAGGUGGAGACCCUGCUGCAGGCGGACGUCCGGCAGCUGAAUGCAGGGAAGCCGGCUCAGCACAUGUCUGAGAUGGAGAAGGACUUGGAGAAGGCAGAGGGGAUGAUCCGGCUGCUCUUUAAUGACGUGCAGUUGCUUAAGGACGGGCGCCACCUACAGGCAGAACAGAUGUACAGGAGAGUGUAUCGUCUGCACGAGCGACUGGUGAACCUGCGCAGCGAAUACAACCUGCGUCUGAAGUCAGGAGUGACCAGCGCUCAGAUUCCCAUAACCGCAACCCUCCAGCCUCACCACAUGAGGGCAAAGCCGGAAGUGGAUGAAGUGACUCUUCGCUACAUCCAAGACCUGAUGUCCUGGGUAGAGGACAACCAACGGCAUGUGGAUGGGGCCGAGUGGGGCUGCGACCUUCCCUCGGUGGAGUCCCAGCUGGGCAGCCACCGUGGCCUACACCAGUCUAUCGAGGACUUCCGCUCCAAGGUCGAGCGGGCACAUGCUGACGAGAGUCGGCUGUCUUCAGCGACUAAGGGUUCCUACAGAGAAUACCUUGGCAAACUGGAUCUGCAUUAUGCCAAACUGCUGAACUCCUCCAAGGCCCGUCUUCGCAACCUGGACCAGCUGCAAGCCUUUGUCAGUGCCGCCACAAAGGAGCUCAUCUGGCUAAAUGAGAAAGAGGAGGAGGAGGUGAACUACGACUGGAGUGAGCGCAACACCAACAUGACCACCAAGAAAGACAACUACUCGGGUCUGAUGCGUGAGCUGGAGCUGAGAGAGAAGAAGGUCAACACUAUGCAGGCAACUGGAGAAAAGCUCCUGAAGGACAGCCACCCGGGCAGGAAGACCGUGGAUGCUUUUAUUGCGGCUCUGCAGACCCAGUGGAGCUGGAUCCUGCAGCUGUGCUGUUGCAUCGAGACCCACCUUAGGGAGAACUCCGCCUACUUUCAGUUCUUCUCUGACGUCCACGAGGCCGAAAACCGGAUGAAGAAGAUGCAGGAUGUCAUGAGGAAGAAGUACACGUGCGAGCGCUCCAUCACUGUCACGCGGCUGGAGGACCUCCUGCAGGACGCAGCGGAAGAGAAGGAGCAGCUGAAUGAGUUCAAGACUCUGGUGGAAGGACUGAGCAAUCGGGCCAAGACCAUUGUGCAGCUCAAGCCACGCAACCCAGCGUGCCCUCUGAAAGACCACCUAACCCUCCAAGCCUGCUGUGAUUUCAAACAGAUGGAGAUCACAGUUCACAGGGGUGAUGAGUGUCUACUUCUCAGCAACUCACAGCCCCACAAGUGGAAGGUGCAGAACAGCUCUGGGCACGAGGCCGUCGUCCCCUCUGUCUGCUUCCUCAUCCCUCCACCGAACAGCGAGGCCUUGGACUCUGUCUCUGGGCUUAGCACCAGCGUGCAGAAGCUGAUGGCACUGUGGCAGACGUUACAUCUCGACAUGAAGGUUCUUCUCUCCUGGCAGUACCUGAUGAGGGACAUCCAGCAGAUCAACUCCUGGAACACCAUCGUGUUUAAGACGCUGAAGGUUGAGGAGUAUAAGCAGGUCUUCCGCAGCUUGGAGCUGCACUACCAGGACUUCCUGCGGGACAGCCAGCAUUGCCAGCUGUUUGGGCCCGACGACCGGCUGCAUGCGGAGGGCAGCUACAAGAAGGCGUCCCAGCACUAUGAUGAGCUGCUGUGCUCCGUGGAGAGAGGUGAGCAGGAAGAGUCGGCGUGCAAGAGCUACAUCACCCAGCUGAAGGACCUGCGGCUGAAGCUGGAAGAGUGGGAGACGCGCACCGUCAGCCGCAUCCGCCAGGCCAUGGAGAAAGACCCGCUGAGGGACUGCACGCAGAAGGCGGCCGAGCAGGAGAAAGUUCAGACCGAACUGCAGGGCAUCAAGAAGAAUCUGGACUUGAUGGUGCCAAAGGCGGAGAAGGUGCUGGCUUCCCCUGUGCAGCCCAGCUCCGCCCCCGUUCUGCGCUCUGAGCUGGACAUCACCUUAAAGAAGAUGGACCAUGUCUACAGCCUGUCCUCUGUUUACCUGGACAAACUGAAGACCAUAAAGGUGGUGAUCCGCAGCACGCUUGGCGCCGAUGAGGUGCUGAGAACGUACGAGGGCCAUCUGCGUGAGGUCAAGAAGGUGCCUGUGGAUGCCAAGGAGCUGGAAUCCGACCAUAAUGAGCUGAAGAAAAUGCAGACCGAGGCACAGGAACAGCAGCCUCUGUUUGACCAGCUGGAUGCGGAGCUGCGCGAGGCCACGGUGGUCAGCGAGCACAUGUCGCGGGUGCACAGUGAGCACGACGCCGAGCUGGAGCGCUACCGGCAGCAGGCAUGCACCCUGCAGGAGCGCUGGCAGGCCGUCUUCGCCCAGAUCGACCUGCGGCUGAACGAGCUGGAGCACCUCCACCGCCAGAUGCGCUCCUACCGUGGCAGCUACGAUGCGCUGAUGCUCUGGACCGCUGACGCCAAACGGCGCCAGGAGGCCAUUCAGGCCGUACCCAUCGGGAAUAGCGAGGCACUCCGGGAGCAGCUCUCUCAGGAGCAGAAACUCUUGGAAGAAAUCGAGAAAAACAAAGAAAAGGUGGACGAGUGUCAGAAACAUGCCAAGGCCUACAUUGAUGCUAUCAAGGAUUAUGAGCUUCAGCUGAUAGCUUACAAAGCCUUGAUUGAGCCCUUGGCUUCUCCCCUGAAGAAAACCAAAAUGGAGUCAAUUUCAGACAACAUCAUUCAGGAAUAUGUUACACUGCGGACUCGCUAUAGUGAGCUUAUGACUCUGACCAGCCAGUACAUCAAGUUCAUUAUUGGCUCACAGCGCCGCCUGGAGGAUGAGGAGAAAGCUACCGAGAAACUUAAAGAGGAAGAGAGGAGGAAACUCGCAAAGAUGCAAGCUGAGUUAGAGAAACAGAAGCAGUUAGCGGAGGCUCACGCAGAAGCUAUUGCUAAAGCAGAACGAGAAGCUGAAGAGCUGAAGCUCAAAAUGAAAGAAGAGGUCACCAAAAGGGAAAUGGUGGCCGUGGAUGCAGAGAAGCAAAAGCACAACAUCCAGCAGGAGCUGCAUGAGCUCAAAAACCUCUCGGAGCAGCAGAUAAAAUCUAAGAGCCACCAGGUGGAGGAGGCCCUGCAGAGCCGAACCAAGGUUGAGGAGGAGAUUCACCUAAUCAGGAUCCAGCUAGAGACAACGACGAAGCAGAAAUCCAUGGCCGAGGCAGAACUCAGUGAGCUAAGGGAGCGGGCAACUGAAGCUGAGCGCCUGAGGAAGACCACUCAGGAGGAGGCAGAAAAGUUGCGCAAGCAGGUCAAUGAGGAGUCCCAGAUGAAGCGUAAAGCGGAAGAGGAGCUGAAGCGCAAAGCGGAAGCUGAGAAGGAAGCUGCCAAACAGAAGCAGAAAGCCCUGGAGGACCUGGAGAGGUUCAAGCUGCAGGCUGAAGAAGCAGAGAGGAGGAUGAAGCAGGCCGAAGUAGAAAAGGAGAGACAAAUCCAAGUGGCCCAGGAUGUAGCUCAAAAAAGCGCAGCCACAGUAUUAGAGAGCAAACGUAUAUCCCUGGCAGAGAAGACAACAGAACUGGAAGAGUCACUGAAACAGCAGCACAGCACUGUUUUGCAGCUGCAAGAAGAAGCCGAGCAGCUUAAGAAACAGCAGGCAGGUGCAGACAAAGCCAGAGAAAUGGCAGAGAAGGAGCUGGAAAAGUGGAGGCAGAAGGCUAAUGAAGCUCUACGACUGAGACUCCAAGCUGAGGAGGAAGCCCUCAAAAAGAGCCAAGCUCAGGAGGAAGCCGAGAGACAGAAAGAGGAUGCAGAGCGGGAGGCAAAAAGGAGGGCCAAAGCUGAAGAAUUUGCCCUGAAGCAGAAGGAGAUGGCAGAACAAGAGCUGGAGAAGCAAAGGAAAAUAGCAGAAGAAACAGCCCAGCAGAAGCUUUCUGCAGAGCAGGAGCUAAUCCGUCUUAAGGCUGACUAUGAGCAUGCCGAGCAGCAGAGGUCGCUUCUAGAUGAUGAGCUCAGCCGCCUGAAAAAUGAGGUUAAUGCAGCUGUGCAACAGAGGAAACAGCUAGAAGACGAAUUGGCAAAAGUGCGAUGUGAAAUGGACAGUCUUCUUGAGCAUAAAGCCAAAGCAGAGCAGGAGACCUUGUCUAACACUGAAAAGAGCAAGCAACUUAUUGAGACUGAGGCAGCAAAAAUGAAGAAGCUUGCAGAGGAAGCUUCAAAGCUUCGAUCAAUCGCAGAAGAAGCAAAGAAGCAGAGGCAAGUGGCUGAGGAAGAAGCAGCGAGGCAGAGAUCAGAAGCUGAGAGGAUCCUCAAAGAAAAGUUGGCUGCUAUUAAUGAGGCAACUCGGUUGAAAACUGAAGCUGAGAUUGCUCUCAAGGAGAAGGAGUCUGAAAAUGAAAGGCUCAGAAGACAGGCUGAAGAUGAAGCGUACCAGAGAAAGAUGCUGGAAGACCAAGCAGCACAACAUAAGAAAGACAUCGAGGACCAAGUUUCCCAACUCAAAAAAUCCUCAGAUACUGAAAUAGAAAGGCAGAGGGUAAUUGUAGAAGAAACCUUGAACCAGAAGAGAAUAGUUGAGGAGGAAAUACACAUUCUCAAGAUCAACUUUGAAAAGGCUUCAGCUGGCAAGACGGACCUUGAGCAGGAGUUGAACAAACUGAAAAGCAUUGCAGAAGAAAGUCAGCGGAGUAAACUACAGGCAGAAGAAGAAGCAGAGAAGCUUCGCAAGCUAGCCCUGGAGGAGGAAAAACUGAGAAAGGAGGCAGAGGAAAAGGUAAAAAAGAUUGCUGCUGCAGAAGAAGAGGCUGCUAACCAGCGGAAGGCUGCACAGAUGGAAGUUGAACGCCUCAAGAAGAAAGCUUCUGAAGCUAACAAACAGAAAGAGAAUGCUGACAAGGAGGCAGAGAAACAGAUUGCUCUCGCCAAAGAAGCUGCAGAAAAAUGCUUUGCUGCAGAACAGAAAGUACAGGAUGUGCUUGUGCAGCAAAAAGAAGAUAAACUCAUUCAGGAGAAGCUGAAGGAAGAGUUUGAGAAAGCCAGGAAGCUGGCAGAAGAGGCAGAGAAGGCCAAAGAGAAGGCGGAAAAAGAGGCUGCCCUACUUCGGCAAAAAGCAGAGGAUGCAGAAUGCCAGAAGCAAGCUGCCGAGGAGGAAGCUGUCAAUAAAGCCAAAGCUCAGGAAGGUGCGGAAAAGAUGAGAAAGGAGGCAGAAACGGAGGCUUCAAAGAGAGCAGAGGCUGAAGCUGCAGCUCUGCAGCAGAAGCAGCAAGCUGAUGCUGAGAUGGCAAAGCACAAAAAGCUUGCUGAAAAGAUACUGAAGCAGAAGGGUAAAGUUGAAGAGGAAUUAUCAAGGGUGAAGAUACAGCUGGACGAGACAGAUAAACAGAAAACUCUUCUGGAUGAGGAGCUAAAGCGCCUCAAGGAUGAAGUGAGUGAUGCAAUCAAGCAGAAGGCCCAAGUAGAGCAUGAGCUUCAGAAUGUCAAGCUGCAGAUGGAACAACUCUUCCAAAAAAAGCUUGAGAUUGAAGAACAGAACAAGCAGCUAAUUAAAAAAGACAAGGACAGCACUCAGAAGUUUUUGGAGGAGGAAGCAGAGAAGAUGAAGAAUCUGGCUGAAGAAGCAGCCCGUCUCAGCUUAGAGGCUGAGGAGGCUGCUCAAAUGAGGCUGCUUGCAGAGUCUGACCUUACACAAGAGAGAGCACUUGCUGAUAAAAUGCUCAAGGAGAAAAUGCAAGCUAUCCAGGAGGCAACUAAACUGAGAGAAGAGGCAGAUAUGCUCCAAAAGCAGAAGGAUCUGGCUCAGGAGCAAGCUAAGAAGCUGCUUGAGGACAAGCAGCAGAUGCAGCAGCGCCUGGAAGAAGAGACGGAAGGUUUUCAGAAGUCCUUGGAAGUAGAGCGUCUGAGACAGCAGGAGAUCAUUGCUGAGGCAGAGAAAUUGAAGCUGAGAGUGUCUCAGCUUAGUGACGCCCAGUCUAAAGCUGAAGAGGAGGCCAGGAAGUUUAAGGAACAAGCUGAUAGCAUCAGCGCUCGUCUCCAUGAAACAGAGAGUGCAACAGCUGAAAAACUCACAGAUAUGCAGAAAUUGGAGGUUCAGAGGUUACAGAGCAAUAAAGAGGCAGACGACCUUCGCAAAGCAAUUGCUGAUCUUGAAAAAGAGAAGGAGAAAUUAAAAAAGGAGGCAGCAGAAUUACAAAAUAAGUCAAAAGAGAUGGCUAAUGCUCAACAGGAACAAAUUAAGCAGGAAAAGACAAUUCUUCAACAGACUUUCAUAACAGAAAAGGAAAUGCUGCUUGAAAAAGAGAAACUCAUUGAGGAUGAGAGGAAGAAGCUGGAGAAACAGUUUGAGGAUGAGGUUAAAAAGGCCAGCGCUCUGAAAGAUGAACAAGAGCGCCAAAGGAAGCAAAUGGAGGAAGAGAGGAAACAGCUGCAGGCCACCAUGGACGCUGCACUAAAGAAGCAAAGAGAUGCAGAGGAGGAGAUGCGCAACAAGCAGAAAGAGAUGCAGGAACUUGAAAAGAAAAUGCAGGAGCAGGAGAAACUUCUAGCGGAGGAGAACAAAAAGUUGCGUGAGAAAUUGCAGGAGCUGCAGGUCGUUGAAAAAACAUCAGCAUCUAAUACAAAAGAAAUUGAGAUUCAAACUGAUGUGGUUCCUGAUGAACAGUUGACUGCAAAAGCACAGAUAGAAACAAAGAAGGUCUUCAAUGGUUCUGGGGAAGUUCCAGGCCAUCCGAUGAGGAAUGAAGAGCCACAUUUGGCAUUUCAGGGUAUUCGGGAGAAAGUCCCUGCAAGUCGGCUAUAUGAAAUUGGACUGCUGUCCAAAAAAGAGUAUGACAGGUUGAAGAAAGGCAAAACAACUGUGCAAGACCUCAGCAAAACUGACAAACUGAGAGUUUGUCUGAAAGGAGAACACAGCAUUGGCGGUGUCUUAAUUCAGCCUAACCAAAAACUGAGCAUCUACCAGGCCAUGAAGGAGAACAAGAUGGCACCUGGUACAGCUUUGUUGCUUCUUGAAGCUCAGGCGGCCACUGGAUACAUGAUAGAUCCAAUAAAAAACCAGAAGUUUUCUGUUAAUGAGUCUGUAAAAGAGGGUUUAAUUGGUCCUGAACUGCAUAAUAAAAUGUUAUCUGCAGAAAGGGCAGCCACAGGUUACAAAGAUCCUUACACUGGCUCUAAAAUAUCACUUUUUGAAGCAAUGCAAAAAGAUUUAAUUGCACAAGAUCAAGGUAUCAGACUUCUUGAAGCUCAAGUAGCUACAGGUGGAAUUAUAGAUCCAGUCAAUAGUCACAGAGUGUCUGUGGAGACAGCUUAUAAGCAAGGUCAGUUUGAUGCAGAGAUGAACAAAAUUCUGUCAGAUCCUACUGAUGACACAAAGGGCUUCUUCGAUCCAAACACUCAAGAGAACCUCACAUACUUGCAGCUAAUGCAAAGGUGCACAUCAGAUCCUGAAACUGGCUUGCUCUUCCUACCCAUUACAGAAAAGGCAGCAAAAAAUGAAAGAACUUACACCGACGAAGAAACCAAGGAUGUAUUCAGCAAAGCCACAGUCUCUGUUCCAUUUGGAAGGUUCAAGGGGAAGACAGUGACCAUCUGGGAAAUCAUCAACUCUGAAUACUUUACAGAGGAGCAAAGAAGGGACCUAAUUCGGCAAUACAAGACUGGAAAAAUAACAGUGGAAAAAAUUAUUAAAAUUGUUAUCACAGUAGUUGAGAACAAAGAGAAAAAGAAUGAAAUUGCCUUUGAAGGUCUUAGAACUCCUGUUCCUAUCUCUGAACUUCUGGACUCUAAACUUAUCAGCAAAGAUUUAUACAACAAGCUGCACAAUGGUGAAACAUCUGUUAAAGAAGUCUCUGAGCUUGAACAUAUUAAAAAAGCAUUAAAAGGCACAACCUCUAUUGCUGGAAUAAUUAUUGAAUCAACUAAUGAGAAAAUUCCAAUCUAUCAGGCCUUGAAGAAAGGCAUCUUGGGGUUUGGGCCUGCAUUAAAUCUGCUGGAAGCUCAAGCUGGAUCUGGAUUUAUGAUAGACCCAAUCUCAAAUCAGAAAUUCACUGUUGAUGAGGCUGUUAAAUCAGGUCUUGUUGGUCCUGAGUUGCAUGAAAAGCUGCUGUCUGCUGAGAGAGCUGUUACUGGGUUCAAAGACCCUUAUACUGGAAAGACUGUGUCCUUGUUUGAGGCGAUGAAAAAGGACCUUAUAAACAAAGACCAGGGUGUACGUCUGCUUGAGGCACAAUUAGCUACUGGUGGAAUUAUUGAUCCAGUCAAGGGUUAUCACAUCCCCCUUGACGUGGCUUUUAAACGUGGCUGUUUUGAUGAUGAAAUGAACAAGUAUUUGAGCACACCGACUGAUGAGACUAAAGUUUUCUAUGAUCCUAACAAACAGGCAAAUGUCACUUACUUAGAGCUUCAAAACUCAUGCAUUACAGAUAACCAGACUGGUUUUCUUUUGCUACCACUGUCAGAAGCAGCCAUGAAGUUAAAAGAAGAACAUGCUUAUUCUGAAGUGCAGACACAAGACGCUUUGAAUCAGACAUUAGUGGAGCUACAGUCUGGACCCUUCAAAGGAAGAAAGGUAACCAUCUGGGAGAUCAUAAACUCAGAAUAUAUAACAGAAGAGCAGAGGCUUGAGCUCAUCAGGCAAUACAGAGCUGGUAAAGUGACUAUCGAAAAAAUAAUUAAGAUUGUCAUUACUAUUAUUGAUGAAAGAGAAACUAAGAAAGAAUCAGAGGCUUUGUUUGAUGGCCUAAGGUCACCUGUCUCUGCCAUCUCUUUAUUAGAGUCCAAAAUUAUUGAUAAAGACACUUUUGACCAGCUGCAAGAUGGUAAAAUGGACCCCAAAGAAGUUGAUGCUGUAAAGAAGUAUUUGAAGGACACUGAUAGCAUUGCUGGUGUGUAUGUUGAGCCUUCAAAAGAAAAAGUCAGCAUUUACCAAGCCAUGAAGAAAAACCAACUAAAACAAAGCAUAGGCCUUGCACUCUUGGAGGCUCAAGCAGCUACUGGAUUCAUUAUUGAUCCGAUCAAAAAUCAGAAACUAACCGUUGAUGAUGCUGUUAAGUCCGCGGUUGUUGGUCCUGAGCUUCAUGAAAAGCUUUUGUCAGCUGAAAAGGCAGUAACUGGUUAUAAAGACCCAUACACAGGUAACAAAAUCUCCCUAUUCCAAGCAAUGCAGAAGGAUCUUGUUCUGAAAGAAUAUGCCAUUCCACUCUUAGAAGCUCAGAUAGCCACAGGAGGAAUAAUUGACCCUAUUAACAGCCACCGUGUGCCCAUUGAUGUUGCAUGUCAGCAUGGCUUCAUAAGCAAAAAACUGGCCAAAAGUCUCUCUCAACCAUCUGGUGACACUAGAGCUUUCAUUGAUCCCAACACUAAUGAGAAUGCCACUUACCAACAGUUGAAAGAAAAGACAGUAAGGGAUCCUGAAACUGGCAUGUGCUUUUUAUCUCUUUCAAUGGCUGAGAUUUCCACUGCUGCAAAAAAGACACACCAGUUUAGCAAAGAACAAGCCCAGAAGGAUUUAGCGAACACUCUUGUUGACAUACCACAUAGUGGAAAGUCAAUGUCCCUUUGGGAAGUCAUGAAUUCAGAUCUGGUUCCUGAACAGGAAAGGUCCAGGAUACUCGAAGAAUACCGCUCAGGGAAAAUUACAAAAGAAAGAAUGACCAUCAUAAUUAUUGAAAUAAUUGAACAAAGAAUAAUUACAAGAAGUGAGGCAAAUAUGUCAUGUGACGUUAUUAGGAGAAGAAUUACCAUCGAAGAACUGUACAGUGCUCGCAUCAUUGACUCAGACACAUACAUUAUGCUGAAAGAGGGAAAGAUGACUAUCCGUGAGAUCAUGGAAAUGCAAACAGUAAAACGGUACUUAUUUGGCACAGGUUGUAUUGCUGGUGUUGCAUGUGAUUCCUCUGCUAAGAUCAGCAUUUACCAAGCCAUGAAAAGGGGCUUAAUGAAACCUGAUAUUGCUAUUGGGCUUCUGGAAGCCCAAGCUGCAACGGGAUUCAUCAUUGAUCCAGUGAAAGAUGAGAUGCUAACGGUUGAUGAGGCCGUCCGUAAGGGAGUUGUGGGCCCAGAGAUACAUGAUAAACUUCUUUCAGCCGAGAGAGCUGUCACUGGCUACCGGGAUCCUUACAGUGGGAAAAUAAUUUCACUGUUCCAGGCCAUGAAAAAAGACCUUAUUCCAGAGGAGUAUGCUCUCAGACUUCUGGAGGCUCAGGCUGCAACUGGUGGUCUUAUGGAUCCUGAGUAUAACUUUCACCUACCAACUGACAUUGCAUUGCAGCGUGGAUACAUCAACAAGGAAACAAAUGAAAGGAUUUCUGAUCCCAAUGGUGAUGUAAAAGGAUACAUCGAUCCACUCACUGAAGAGAGUGUGUCCUAUGCACAACUGCUUAAGAAAUGUAAAGUGCAUAGAGAUAGUGGUCUGCAUUUGCUGUCGUUAGCAGACAGAAAAUUGUUGUUCAAGGGCCUGAGAAAGCAAAUCACAUUGGAUGAGCUAUUACUUUCUCAAAUCAUAGACCAGGAGACUGUCAGUCAACUCAAUGAAGGUGCUAUCACUGUAGAAGAAGUUACCAAACGACUCCAGAAGUAUCUUGAGGGUACAAGUUGUAUUGCUGGGGUAUUUGUAGAGUCCAGUAAAGAGUGUCUCUCAAUUUACCAAGCCAUGAAGAAGAACAUGAUCAGACCAGGGACUGCUUUUGAAUUGCUUGAGGCUCAAGCUGCGACAGGAUAUGUAAUUGAUCCAAUAAAGAACCAGAAGCUGACAGUAAAUGAUGCUGUUAAAUUAGGAAUUGUGGGGCCUGAGUUCAAAGACAAGCUCCUUUCGGCUGAACGUGCUGUAACUGGCUACAAAGAUCCAUAUUCAGGCAAAACCAUUUCACUGUUCCAAGCCAUGAAAAAGAAUCUCAUUUUGAAAGACCAUGGUGUUCGUUUGCUGGAAGCCCAGAUUGCCACAGGGGGAAUCAUUGACCCAGAGGAAAGUCAUCGGUUGCCUGUAGAAAUGGCCUACAAAAGAGGCCUCUUUGAUGAGGAGAUGAAUAGCAUUCUUACAGACCCAUCAGAUGACACUAAAGGUUUUUUCGAUCCAAACACAGAGGAGAAUUUGACUUAUCUGCAGUUGAUGGAGAGGUGUAUGACAGACCCAGAAACUGGCCUUGCUCUACUGCCUCUGAAGGAGAAGAAGCGUGAAAGAAAAACUUCUUCCAAGUCCUCUGUCCGCAAACGCAGAGUAGUUAUUGUAGAUCCAGAGACAGGCAAAGAAAUGUCAGUGUAUGAGGCAUAUCGCAAAGGGCUCAUUGACCAUCAAACCUACAUGGAAUUAGCAGAGCAAGAAUGUGAAUGGGAAGAAAUUACUAUCUCAUCCUCUGAUGGUGUUGUAAAAUCUAUGAUUAUUGACCGUCGGUCUGGACGGCAGUAUGACAUAGAUGAUGCAAUUUCACGAGGCCUUAUUGAUCAGUCGUCACUGGAUCAGUACCGGACUGGGGCUUUAUCGAUCACAGAAUUUGCUGACAUGUUAUCUGGAAACGUAAGUGGCUCCCGUUCCCGCUCCUCAUCUUUUGGAUCAACUUCAUCUUACUCCAUGAGCCCUGUCCCGCCUGUCAGAUCUCCUGCACCUACUUGGAAUGACCCUACUGAAGAAUCUGGGCCUGUUGCUGGAAUCUUGGAUACAGAGACUUUGGAAAAGGUUUCUGUCACUGAGGCUAUGCAUCGAAACCUUGUGGACAACAUCACUGGUCAAAGGCUGCUUGAAGCCCAGGCUUGCACAGGUGGCAUCAUUGACCCCAACACUGGGCAGAAGUUCUCAGUCAUUGAUGCUGUGAACAAAGGACUUGUUGACAAAAUUAUGGUUGACCGUAUCAACCUAGCCCAAAAAGCCUUCAAUGGUUUUGAAGAUCCCAGAACCAAAACAAAAAUGUCUGCUGCUCAAGCUUUGAAGAAGGGCUGGCUUUACUAUGAAGCAGGUCAGCGAUUCUUGGAAGUACAGUACCUUACUGGUGGAUUGAUUGAGCCAGAUGUAACUGGCAGAGUCUCAUUGGAUGAUGCUAUUAAGAAGGGUACCCUGGACCCACGUACCGCACAGAAACUAAGAGAUGUCAGUGCUUACUCCAAAUAUCUGACCUGUCCCAAAACAAAAUUGAAAAUAUCCUACAAAGAUGCAGUGGAUCGAAGCAUGAUUGAGGAAGGUACUGGCCUGCGUCUGCUUGAGGCCUCCUCCCAGUCAAGCAAAGGCUUAUAUAGUCCAUACAGCAUUAGUGCUUCAGGCUCAGCUUCUGGCUCCCGCUCAGGAUCCAGGACUGGUUCCAGGUCAGGCUCUAGGCGAGGUAGUUUUGAUGCAACGGGUUCUGGUUUCUCAAUGAAUUUCUCUUCCCCUUAUAGCUCCACUAGCUAUGGUCGCCGAUAUGAUUGUGGGCCUCACAGUGGGCUAAACCUGGAUGAUCUAACAAAUGCCAUUUUGUUACUUGCACUGAAUAGGAAUUGCAGCUCAGAGCAACAAGGAACACUGAUUCCAGUAUUACCGAUGCACUCAUCAGUUGCAUAAUUUUUUAGGCAAAUACAUAUAUAUUCUGCUCUGCAUAUUGUUAUAUUGGGAAAUUGCAGUGUUGAGUAAAUAUUAUAUCAUUCUUGGCUUUAAUAUGACAUAGUCCCUGGUUCAUUUUGUACAAAUAUUCAAAGUUUAAAGCCUUCUCAUUUUGCUUUCUUAUUUUUGCAUUGUGGGAUAAAUUUGAAUAAUUCUUUUUAGAUACAAUUUUAUCUAUUAUGUAAGCACAUUCAGUGAAACCACCAUACUGCUUAUUGCAUUUCAUUUUUGUUUUGUCAUUUUAUUUCUUAAUGCAGCUAACUUUGGUUGGGUGUUAAACACUGGUUAAUAAUACUAUUUUAUAAAUUGUAGUAAUUGUACUGAGUUUAUUGUCUGCAUUUCAUUAUUUUAUUUGUAUUUGAAUAUCUUGUCUUCUGUUUUUGAGUUAUGUAAUGGAAGUAGUCUAUAUACUUAACCAAGUUAGAUGCAGGAGCAGUAGUGUGAUACAGAUCCAUAAUAUAUUGCUUUAUGUUUCUGAAUUUGUACAUCUGAUCUUUUUGCUUUAUUCAGUAAAGUUAUGGUAGAGAAAAGCUAACAAAAAAAGUUCAGACUUAAAGCUUAACACUGUUGGGAAAAUGCUGCAAGAUGCAGCCUCCUGAAGGCUUUCCCUGACAUGCAACACUGCCAUGAGUACUUAGAGUUUCCCUUUUUUGUGCCUGUUUGAACUGUAUUAUCACCCUUUAAAUCAACACUUAAUUCGCCACUUUAUAUAUAUAUAU